CACGUAUACACGCUAGUGUGUUUGAUAGAUAUAACGCAGGCGUCACAAAUAUAAACCCCGUGACUGUAAUAAGAAGAUCAAACAGAUUGUUCCGAUUCGAGUCAAUACCAGAUUAAUAAUUUGCUGAUGUAUAUAUAUAGUAGCUUAUGUAGAUAGCGGGUCUGUCACAUUUGUACUGGCCGUGUUGUCAAAUGGACGUACAUGACUUGUACUAAUGUUUUAAUAGCUUGAAACAAUUAUCGACCACUUCACUCCUCUAUCAUUCAUCCGACUCUCGUCCCAGUCCAUCCAGCAUCAGCAACUGCGCGUGUGUACGACACUAAGGCCGCGCGAACAGCAGCUAGCUCCGUACGAUAGGCCUGAUCGCAACAUGGAGAAUUACGAGCCCGGUAUACUACUGUUCGGCUGACGCUCGCAUGCCGAGGAUAUAAGAGCACAGGAGUUACAAUACCCCGGGACCCGGGCAAAAUGGGGGACCAAACCAUUAUAAAGUGAUGUUGUGACAAAAACACACCUAUACAGGACAAAUCUACAUCGUGCCUUGUGUUAUAUAUGUAUUUUAAAAGUGAUAUAGUGCAGAAAAAAUGGAGUUCAAUACAUUGACAGUUAGACGGGUAUGUCUAGUUAUCGUUAUACUAGCAUGCCAACUAUAUUUUGUGGUACCUGAAGCAGAGAAGCACAGCUUCAUCUUAAAUGCAGGUGUGGUACCGGCACGUGGAGUAAUGCCACCCUGGCUAGAGAUAGUAAAUACCUCUCUUCAACACCAAAACAUGUCCGUCCCUAUAGCUCUGCUGGACCUUACCAUCUCGGAUCACAGAUCACAGUAUGACAAAAUGCUCAAAGCAAUGUCCAAACUAAAGAAAGCCAAUAUCCACGUGGUCAUAGGACCAUAUGACGAUGCGAUUGCCAUGGUUACGGAGAACUUAGGAAUCCCUUAUCUUUCCACGUCUGCGGUCACGAAAAACAAACUUAAUAACACCUUUCAAAUUCUGCCACGUCUAUCGGAUUUUGGCCAAUCAAUCCUUGACAUCGUAAACUACUAUAAGUGGGACAAGGUCAGCCUCUUCUACGAUGAUGACAAAGGUGUGUCCAUCAUUGAAAAACUUUUGACCAAUCAUGAUCUAGUGGUCAAGUCUUGGCGCGUGGACCAAUUGCGUGGAACUAUGCAGAUCAGGGAACAUCUCGUGCACAUGCGCAGAGCGUUUGGUCAGAAGAGCGUCCUUUUCUGCAGCAAAGAGAACACCAGAAAUAUCUUGGAGCAGGCACGGAGUCUUGCUAUGCUGUCAACGCCCUAUGAAUGGUUCUUUUACGAUCCCGGCGAUCAGCUGAAUGAUGUAUUCACCGACUUCCCCGAGGUCACAGUGAAUUUCACCAUGUUUGGUCUGAUGAACGAAUCGGCUUCUUCUAAGAUUGGAGUGAACGAGGACCGUCUCAACAGAUCUCUAGCCAUGGACGCGAUAUCCCUCAUCCGGUCCACGGUGGAUGGUAUCAGGAAUUAUACGACGAUGGAUGAGAGAAAGGUUCUUGUUGAUGCCAUCAAAGAGAUUAGGUUGACGGGACUGACUGGUGUAAUGGAGUUUGAUGAGAGCGGGCGGCGAAGCAAUUUCUCCAUUUUCCUCUCUGAAUACAACGGAUUCGAAAAAUACGCGAUAGGAAAAUGGGUGUCAAUGCCAGACUUCUUCGAUUCGAGAAUUCAGUUCCGGGACAGGAUCAACAGAGGGAACAAAACACAACCAUUUCCUCUAAGAGGAAGAAGGGCUAAAGUCGUCAUGAUUUUGGAACAACCAUUUACCAUGCAUAAGCGUGAUUACCGCUUACGUCACGGUAAUGACCGCUUCGAAGGGUUCGCCGUAGACUUGAUCAAGGAGGUGGCGGAAAUGCUUCAGUUCGACUACGAUAUCUAUCUCGUCCACGAUGGAAUGUUCGGGUCUAAAAUUGACGAUAGCAACGAAGAAUGGAACGGAAUGAUUGGAGAACUUCUGGCGGGGAAUGCCACGAUGUCUGUAGCUCCAAUAAGCAUCAACUCACAACGGGAGGAAGCAGUAGAUUUCACUAAACCAUUUAUGACCCGCUACAUAAGUGUCCUGAUGAAACUUCCCAAAUCUGAGAGGUCCUAUUUUGAAUUUCUGAACCCCCUGCACCAUAUUGUAUGGUUCUGUACAUGUGGCGCCUUUGUGGUAGUUAGUAUAAUACUCUAUAUGCUGGAAAAGAUAGGGGCGUCUCAUAAUAAGGACUAUCCGGCGAUUUCCUUCCGCGAGAGCUUGUGGUUUGUUUUCGGGUCACUCCUUCAGGGCAGUACUGACGCCUCGCCGUCCACUCUCCCUGGCCGUAUACUGACCAGCGCAUGGUGGUUCUUUGCCCUCAUCCUUAUUUCGUCAUACACAGCUAACCUUGCUGCUUUCUUAACGGUCAAGAAGAUCAACGCCCCUAUCAAGUCGGUCACCGAUUUGGCAUCUCAGACGAAAAUACAGUACGGUACCGUUCGAAGCAGUGGAAUAAUGCAUUUUUUUAAGCAGACGACAAUUGAGCAUUUCUCGAAGAUGUGGGCCCAGAUGUCUGAAGUCCGGGAACAGGACUCCAUGGUUGACACUACAGCGGAAGGUUUUCAAAGGGUCAAACAGGGAAAUUAUGCCUUCUUUUGGGACACAACGGUUAAUAAGUAUAUGACCAUCAUGGACUGUGAGUUUAUGGAGAUUGGUCCCCAUUUCGAUCCCAAAGGGUUUGGAAUAGGGGUCCCUCCUGGCGCCACCUAUCGGGAGGAAUUGUCAAUGGCUAUCCUAAGGAUGAGUGACACCGGACUUCUACACGAGUUAGAAAACAAAUGGUGGGGCCGGCGAAAUUGUCCGGAUUUUACCAAACCGUCAGCGGACGAGACGUCAGAGUUACAGAUAGAAAACAUUGCUGGAGUGUUUUUCAUUCUAGUAGGCGGCAUAGUGUUCGCAGCCAUUGUGUGUGGGUUUGAACAUUUCACAAAAAUGCUCCAUAACGCUGCAAAAAAGCAGAAAACACCACAAGCUGAAAAGGAACGUGAAAGUUUUUUACUUCCAACAAGAACGUAGAUAAUAAUUCAUGUGACGUCAAAUUCGUUCCAGUACUUUUGGAUUCCUGUGUUUAAAAUCUUCAUAUAUAAAAGCAUGUUCAAACCACCAAGGAGAUUUCAACAACGAUGGAUUGAAAUAUUAACUUUUAUAAUCUGUAACGAUUCAAGGCAUUCAACGAGUAGCAAUAGCCACUAACAUUGACGGAAACAGAAACUAACACAAUUAAGCUUCCGUAUAAUUAUGAUGGAAAAAGGAAUUCAAUGUUUCGGAUAAAAUUAACGUUGAUAGAGUAAUACGUUAAAUUGGAAUGCUACAACUAUUCCAAAAAAGCCUAGUAUGUAAAUGUGUUGUGUAUGAGAUGGUAGUUCCUUUGAACACUAGUAUGGAUCCAGUAUGGCAUGUUACGUGUGUGAUAAGUAUAACAGUUGUCAAUCAACAUUGGAUUUUUUGAUUAUCGGAAAGUGUUAGCGUGACAGGUACCAUAGUACAUCUAUCAAUGAUAAUGAGAAAGAACGAACACCUGUAAUAAUAUACUUGCAAUGGUGACGACAAAUUUGAGUAUGAAUGAACGUUUCCAAAGGAGUAUGACUCCAUGCUAUUGAUACAUAAUAUACACAAAAGCGCAGAGGGUAAAUGGUAUCCAGGGAGAAAAUGACCGUAUCAGGUGAAGAACGUAUAUAACCCUAGGGAAAAUAUGAGGUUAUGAUAGAGAUCUGGUAACUGGCGGUUGUGAUAAUAAAUGAUGUAUCCCAAUAAAAGAGACUAACGUCAAAAAAAGGUAGUCGAGUGAUUCUGCUAUUAAUGUUUCUUUCAUUAUGUGGAGAACUGAGUAAUGUACCAGUAUGAGUUUAAUUGAAAGCAAUCUCUGCACCAAAAUGAAUCAUUCCGUUCAUUAUCAAGUACAUUGUCACGAUCUCUUUAUUUUAAGGUGUUGUGUGAAAGAAUUUAAUGCGAUGCACCAACACAGUGAUUCCCUACUCAUAAUGGGACUUCCGGCCCGGCAAUCCUAUUCAUAAACAUGUUUUAUCGUCACACUCCCAGUGGGGGAAAACCAGAUGAAGAAAUGAAUAUUCUUUGAUUUGUUUGUUUGGUUGAAUGAUGUAUUUCGGGAUAAAAUAAUAUCUGUACAUAGCUGAUUAAUAUGUCUCCUUGUAUACACCUGUUGAAUAUAUAUAUUUCUAGAAUGAGUGCUGAAAAUAAGUAAAAAUGUAUACUCUGUAUAUAGACCUUUGAUGUGACGGAUGACUGUAGCAUUAAUCGAUGAUACUGAAACAUACGAUAAGGUUGGGGGUUUUUACCUUUAAUUGGCCUUACUACUCUUUAUACUGUCACCCUAGAAACUAGAGGGACGUAGUACUGUUUCUUGAAGUAUUAGAAUUCGUGAUAUAGCUUUUCGAAUACUUAUAAAAAGAGAACGAAGUUUAAGGAUAAUUCGUGUUAAAAUAAAGCGGCAGGGAACUAAUCUAAUUAAUUAGUAUAGAAAUGCAUUAUGAAUCACGUCAGUCAAAUUACAAAUGGUCGCAAAUUAAACUACAAUGUAAUUGAAUUUAUCGAAUCAAGUAUCACAGCUCAGGUUGCAGGUUGUGGUUUGAAUAAAGCGUCGCCAUGGUGAUGUUUAUUCUCAGCUUUUAUCGUCUCAUAAGGUGUGUCGUAUAAUUGGCUUGCAUAAUACUCCACAAACAAAUGAUUCGAUUGAUAUAAAAUCUAAGGUACAUCAACCCAAUAAGUUCAACAAGGCACAUAUCGUAGACAACCGAAAAACUAUGUAAGUUAGCAUAAAAGACUCGCAAUCAAUGCAUAAAGUCGAUGUUUGUGUGAGAGUGAACAAAAAUGACUCGCAAUCGUUGCCUUCAGUCAAAGUUAGUAUCAAAACUUUAUAUCUAGGUGGCCUGUUUAUGUGAUCACGGUAGAGGUUUUGUCAGUUAGGGGGUUGGAUAAUCCAAAUGAAUACUUUUACAAUGAUGAGCUCUUUAGUUAGACUCCAGAUAUUACUACGAUGAACAUAUAGUUACAUGACUUGUGAAAUAUUUAAGAAUUUACAGAGUUUGGCAUGCGUCCAGUUUGAUAUCACAUCCUUUACCAGUCUAAGAGUCCCGAUGUCAGCCAGAUGAGCCGGAGGCCAAGGAGUUUAUAUCGGACUUGAAGUCUCAUAAGGAGUAUGCUAUCGAAAUGGUCAGAUGUUAAACUGAUUUUAGAAUUUAGUAGACAAUUGAUAAAAUAUCCGUUUAUACUAAUGCAGUUCAUUUAAUUUUCACGAGUGUGCUUAAAAUUCAUAAUUUGAUAUCACACACCUUAUCCACGACAGUUGAUUUAACAGUUGCAUUGCAAUAAUCUCCCAUACAAUUGCGAAAAGGGUUAUCAAGCCCAGUCUAGAGUUUAUAUAACAGUCAUUUCACUGUGCCAUACAGCAUCACGUGACUUAACAAAACAUCGUCUUUCUUUGAAUUUUGCGUUUCAGGAAAAAACUCAUUCCAACUUGCGAUGGUCGCUUAUGACUUGGAACUCAUUUUCGCAAUUGUUUUGAUUUUGCGAUUAAAUCCUCUCGUGAAUUAAGGCGAAUAUAUAUAAAUGUCUCGCGACAGUAAAUUGUUUAGCGGUAUAUCAUAACAAGCAGGUGACCAUUUUGAAUCUUUCCCUAUAUGACAAUAUGUCAGUGCCUUAUGAUGAUGGUAGUUAUACUAGACGUUGUUUGGCGCAUUUCCUUUCAAAUAUGUUUACACUUCACUUCAUGUUAUGUGGCAAGUUAUAGGUUUUUGUCCCUAACAUAAUAACCUAUCUGUAAAUUAAUCCGCUCAGUAGAUAAAUGUUAGUUAACUCGUGUCAGACAGUCUAAAUUUGUUCCUAUGUCUUCAUUCUGUAAAAUAUUACUCGUUCAAUAGCCCUCGGGGCUGUUUCGAAUAUCACCAUUUGUUUAAAUUGGGUUCUUUCGGAAUAUGAAAAAAAAAGACUUCUAUUGUAAUUUUAGAUUAUAUUUUUAUGAAAUUUUCUAUUUCUAUGAUAGUUUGAUUAUGUUUUGAGGUCAAUCACCGAUCCUUGUUCCUGAGGUUUUUAUUUUCAUUCAGCAAACAAAUGUCCUUUGCUGCAAACAUAAAAUUUCCAAACAUUACUCAUGCUAAAAAGUUAGAGGGCAUUUGCUUCGUAGGUUUAAUUUGAUUCCUAUCAUGCAAAAAUGUAUCACAGGUUUAUAUGAUAGCAUUCGCUAGAUUUUCUUUUUAACGUAGGUUUUAGUUAUUGUUGUGAACUUCCAUUUGAUGUUUUUGAAUGUGAAUACCGUGCUGAAAAUACAAAUUCGAGUUUCCGUUAUAUUUUAAACGAGUCUUUCAUAAGGAAAAAUAUUAUUACGAAACCAACUUGGAAGAAUGAUUGAAAUUAUUCACCACGUAUUCAAUUUUACUAUUUGCACUGUGAAUUUAAAACGAUCCACAAAAGAUAUGCAUCACCAAAUAUCUAUGAUUGGUGGUGAGUAUUCGGAUCAGGUCAUUUUAUAAGAUGUACAAUAAUACCAGUUUCCUCGAAUAAAGGUAAAAUUAUAGUGUGUUUUGAUGUAGGUGAACAUGAUUAUAGUUGUUCUCGAUGUCAUGAAUCAUAGACCGGAGAUAAAAAAAAAAUCUAUCCCUGUACGAGAUGCUCGAAGUAUGUGUAAUAAUGAUUAAAUGUAAAUCAGAUUAUCUCUGUAGUAAUAUAUGGGGUUACUCUGUUUUACUUCUUUGUGAUAUUGAUAUAUGACAGAUGUCGGGUUUUCUAUUCUUAACCUGUUACAAGUAGCCCAUUCUGACCUAUCUAUAUGUAAAUAUAUCAUAUAAUAAUAUUAUAAAGAGUUUAUUUUGUUCUUAAUAUAUUUAUAAUUUAAGUUACAUCAUGCGUGCAUUGUUUGUUUGUCUGUUUGUCUUUUUGGGGUUUAACGUCCUCCUCGGAAGAACUAGUAUCAUAUGAGAACAUCAUCGAUAUCCAGGUGUUGCGCUCACGUACGCUCUCUGCACCCCUUGAAUAUGUCAUGGCAAAAUUGAAGGCGCGAAGAUAGCUGUUUGAUUGAUAUCCGGUAA
Molecule: messenger RNA, 7084 nt
Organism: Mizuhopecten yessoensis (Yesso scallop)
Lineage: Eukaryota; Metazoa; Mollusca; Bivalvia; Pectinida; Pectinidae
Product: glutamate receptor 4-like
Exons: 12
Coding region: 585-3059 (824 amino acids)
Biological process (GO): monoatomic ion transport; modulation of chemical synaptic transmission; synaptic transmission, glutamatergic
Cellular component (GO): postsynaptic membrane; plasma membrane
Molecular function (GO): transmitter-gated monoatomic ion channel activity involved in regulation of postsynaptic membrane potential; glutamate-gated receptor activity
Source: RefSeq, a predicted model, not a curated record